AUGCUAAAAAAACGUAUCGACCACUUUUUCGACUGCAAUCAUAAUAUUCAUUCACCCUUUCAAGCACAGCACUAAAUGGCAAAUCAUAACUUAAUGGAUUCUUUUUAAUCACAAAGUAAAAAAGAAAGCAUUCCUGUAAAUAUGAGGCAUUAUGAAGACUAAAAGCUUAUUCACGAGUACUAAUUCUCAUAUUUAGAGAUCUUAUUCCUAAACGAGAAUAAAGGCCGAAAUAAAUCAAGUUCAAUGAUUGGAUUUAGAGUAUCAAAGAGUUCAUUUGGCUAAGUUCUUCUAGUGACUGACCUAUAAGAAAUAUUCAAAUAGUAAUAUGCGCUGAAGAUAAUAACCAAAGAAAAAAUUGCUAACUCAUUUGAACAAUAAAUCAUCGAGGAAAUCUAAACUCAAAGGUAACUCAGGAAUACCAAAGGAGUUGUAUAACUUUAUGAAAUCUUUGAAGACAAUGAUUGCAUUUACUUGCUUUUGGAUUACUACAAUGUAGGAGACCUUAUCACUUACAUAUCCUACUAUGGAAUAAUAGAUAUGAAGCCAGAAAACAUUUUAAUCAGGAAAAAAUAAUAAAAGUGCGAACAAUUUAAAUCUUAAUCCAGUGAGGAACUUGAAGUUUCAAUAGCUGACUUUGGACUAGCAAAAAUAAUCUAAGAAAAGUGA
This is a messenger RNA of Stylonychia lemnae, 666 nucleotides long. The record is from the annotation of a GenBank genome assembly. Lineage: Eukaryota; Ciliophora; Spirotrichea; Sporadotrichida; Oxytrichidae.